Protopterus annectens (West African lungfish) is the source of this 4524-nucleotide messenger RNA. RefSeq names its product cholesterol transporter ABCA5-like. Bases 59 to 3178 code for a protein of 1039 amino acids. Gene Ontology annotation, cellular component: membrane; intracellular membrane-bounded organelle. Gene Ontology annotation, molecular function: ATP binding; ATP hydrolysis activity; lipid carrier activity. The record is from RefSeq and is a predicted model, not a curated record. NCBI's taxonomy places the organism in Eukaryota, Metazoa, Chordata, Ceratodontiformes, Protopteridae. The transcript is spliced from 27 exons. Gene Ontology annotation, biological process: lipid transport; transmembrane transport.
UGCCAUCAUAUAUGGUCUGUCUACUGACAACAGAGCUGAUCUGAAGAAGUUGAGAACAAUGCUUGGAGUUUGUCCACAAACGGAUUUCAACUUUGGUGCACUCACAGUGGAAGAAAAUUUAAAGGUUUUUGCUGCAAUCAAAGGGAUUAAAAGGAAAGAAAUAGAUAAUGAGGUCCAGAAAAUAUUAAAAACUUUGAAUAUUGAAAACAUCUCCAAGUCUUAUGCAAACAGCUUAAGCGGAGGGCAGAAAAGAAAACUUUCCCUUGCAAUUGCAAUAUUAGGAGACCCACAGAUCUUGCUUUUAGAUGACCCAACUGCAGGCAUGGAUCCUUGCUCACGACAUUAUGUCUGGUCCUUCCUGAAAGGCAGAAAACCUGACCAGGUGACAGUUAUAAGUACUCAGUUCAUGGAUGAGGCCGACAUACUUGCUGACCAGAAAGCUGUGAUUUCACAUGGAACCUUAAAAUGCCUUGGUUCAUCUCUGUUUCUUAAAAGUAAAUGGGGCAUUGGUUAUAAACUAAGCAUGUAUGUGAAUGAAUCAUGUGAUGUAGACAAAGUAACAUCACUAAUCAAAUUGCAUAUACCCAAAGCAGAACUGGAACAAAGACAUGAAGCAGAAGUGAUUUACUCACUACCAUUUGAGAACAUUAGCAUAUUUCCAGGCUUGUUCUCUUCAAUAGAUGCUAGCAUCGAUUUGGGUAUUGUUAACUAUGGUGUUUCCAUAACCACACUGGAGAGUGUCUUUCUGAGACUUGAGGGAGAGUCUGACAUUGAACAAGCAGAUUAUAGUGUCUUUAACCAAGAGCAGCUGGAGGAAGAAAAACAUGGCGGCUGCCAAGAUGACCUACAGGAAGGUCUUUUGUCAUUUUCUGAAAGCAACAUUUCAGCUGUAACUGGUAUGGCGCUCUGGAGGCAGCAAGUUUGUGCUAUUGCAAAAUUACACUGGUUAAACCUGAAACACGAAAGAAAGAAGCUGAGGAAUGUGCUAGCAUUGAUUCUGAUUCCUCUUUUUAGUACCAUCACUUAUAUUAUAACAAGAGAUACAAGUACAUCUAUGCAGCUGUCCCCAGGACUGGUUCUGCUUCAGAAUGGAGUCAUGCCAAAGCACUACCACACCAAACUACUACUUCAAAACUCCACAGAUUCAAGCAUAGAUGACAUCCUGAAUAUUUUAGAUAAUCAAGGAAUAUCCACCGAACUGUUUACUGGAGAUGACAUAUUAUCUGCCAUUCCUCACAAUGCAGCUUUAAAUAUAAUGGCUAAUAAGACUUCUAGAUUUCAAGCUGUGUUCAGCAGGAAUGUAAUCCAUUCCCUUCCUGUAUUGAUCAGCAUUGUUAGCAACCUGCUUUGCAUCAAGCUAAACUGCAGUGACACUAUCCAUACUUGGAGUGAACCAUUUGAAAGAUACCGUGAAACUCAAGAGCAAUUCGUUAUAUUACACCUAACAUCAGUGAUAUUAUUUGGCAUUGCUCCUCAGUUCACUAUGGACAAUAUCAGAGAUCGAAAGGUUGCUGCACACUCUCAGAUGUUCAUUUCUGGACUUUUCCCAUCUGCCUAUUGGUGUGGGCAAUCCCUUAUGGAUAUCCCACUCUAUUUUGGUCUUACAACUUUCACAACAGGAAUUAUUUUAUCGACAUUUUAUCCAGUAACCUACUCCUUUGGCUCUAUUUGUAUGCUGAUCAUUUUCUUGUUCACACAAUCAACAGCUAUAGUCUUCUUAUGUUAUUUACUAUCCUGCCAACUAAACAAAAGUCGGGACUUCUGGUCUUUUAUUUUCAUACUGUUCAGUGGUGUUCCAUCAUUUAUUGAUGUUCCCUUAUAUUAUGAUGUUUCACUUCUGCUUGUACCAACUGUUUCAGCAUACAUUCAUUUUGUGGACAGCUGGCAUUGGACACAUAUUUAUCCAGAAAUGUCAUAUGGAAGGUGGAGGGACAUAGGAUCCUUAAUAUAUUUCAUAAUCAGCAUUGUUUUCUUGCUUAUCCUUAACUGCAUUGAGCGCAGAUGUGGAAAACAAGUGAUGACAACAGACCCUAUAUUUAGGAUUUCACCAAGGAAGAGGAAAGCAAUUUCUAACACAGCAGAACUAGAUGAUGAGGAUGAAGAUGUUCAGGAGGAAAGAAUAAAGGCCACAUCAGAUCUGACAUCUCAGGAUCAUGAAGAAAGACCAAAUAUUGCUGUCCAGAAUCUGAGAAAAGAAUACAUAGAAAGGAAAUUGUGUUGUGUCAAGGGCAAGAAGAAGACCGCAGUAAAAAAUGUUUCUUUCUGUGUUAACAAAGGAGAAGUACUUGGACUGCUGGGGCCAAAUGGAGCUGGCAAAACUACAACUAUGUUCAUGAUAACAGGAGAAACAGUUCCUUCUGCAGGGAAGGUGGUGAUGAAUGAUGAGUUACUCAGGUAUAUUGGCUACUGCCCUCAAAUCAACCCACUCUGGCCCUUUCAUACUGUGAAGGAGCACCUUGAAAUUUAUGCUGCUAUUAAAGGGCUGAGGAAGGAAGAUGCAAUGGAAACCAUAAAGAGAGUGGGUAAUACACUGGAACUGAAGGAACAUUUCCAAAGUCCAACAAACAAAUUAUCUGCUGGAAUAAAAAGAAAGUUAAGCUUUGCACUAAGCAUGCUGGGAGAUCCUCAUGUUAUGCUGCUUGAUGAGCCAUCUACUUCAAUGGAUCCCAAAGGCAAACAACGUGUAUGGAGGUCAAUCCGAGCUGCAUUAAUGAACAAACAGCGGGCAGCUGUUCUGACGACACAUUGCAUGGAAGAGGCUGAAGCAGUCUGUGAUCGAGUUGCCAUUGUGGUGUCAGGGAAGCUCAGGUGCAUCGGUUCAAUUCAACACCUGAAGAGUAAAUAUGGAAAAGGAUAUGUACUGGAAAUUAAGUUAAAGGAAGUGGUAGCUGAAGAACAGAAGGAUCUUUACAAUGCAGUGUUGCAGAUGUUUCCACAUGCUGAGCAUCAGGAAAGACUUGCUUCUCACAUGCUGUUCAAAAUACCAAUGGAGGAUGUCAAGUCUCUUGCACAGUCCUUCUCCAUGCUAGAGGAAGCCAAACAACAGUUUGACAUCAAGGAAUACAGCUUUUCACAAGCCACCUUGGAACAGGUUUUCAUAGAGUGUGUUAAAGAGCAAGAGCAAGACAAUGCAGGAAUGGCUUUGAAUACUAACUUUCAGUGGAAACGAUUCGAGUAGAAAGUGCAUUGGUUUUUGUUUGUUUUGUUUAGCUCUAUAAGUAUAUCAAUAGAUGACAUAAUGAGUCAAUUAUAUUAUGUCAUUGCAUGAAUAUGUACAUGGGAUUAUCUAGUUACCUCAGCUACAGCAGCCUCAGGGUAUAAGUGGGGUGAAGAUAUAUUUUUGUACUCAUGAUUACAUUAAGAAGAAAGAGAAGAAGAAGAAUGAGACUGGCAUUAUACGUACUUACCAAGCAUGCACUAGGAGGCAGAUAUUGAACCUAGCCGCUAGGGUUGCCAACUGCCCUGAACAUUUCUGGACAGUCCAGAAUUAAGGGACACUGUCACUAACAUUGAAGAACACAAGAAUAUGUUUAAUUGCGCACAGUAAUAUUGUACAACAAUCCCUUUGAGGGGUGGUUAAUGCACACUUCUAUUCUACACGCAUUUUGCUUUUACAUACAUGUCCAGAAUUUUUUACAUGAAAAGUUGGCAACAGUACUUCCUAGUGCGCCAUCAGCUGAGGAAAUAAAACUCAGGAUGAAAGGAAACAGCUCAUAGCCUUCAUCUUCCCAGUUUAGACAAAUAUUUAUUGGCAUGAAAGCAAAAAAAUAGCAAUACUAUCUCAGUCUUAGGAGCAUUAAGGCAUGCUCAUGACCAUGUAUAAACAGCACACAUUUUAUUUACCUGUGAUUAAUCUGAGCUGUUAAGCCGAUAGUUACAUUUUCAAAACUGACUGUGCCUAAAAGCAGUGGACAUGACUUUUGAUAUAUGAGGUGCUUCUUUUUCUCUUUCAUUUAUUAGAUAACUGCAUGAUGUUAGCAGAUAUAGAAUGUAUACAGAUUAACAACUGAUACACCAACAUAUAUUCCAAGCUGUAUAAUCAGCGAUGUAAAUCUGUCAUCACUAUUCUUUGGAAGUGAACAUUUAAUCUGUCAUCUCAAUGGUAGUAGCCAGUUGGCUCAGUGAUAAAGUAGAUGGAUGUUCGUCGGUGCCUCUGGUGGUCAUAGCUUGAAAUCAGUGUCUAUCACUUUAUGUGAUAACCAAAUGUGGAAAUAAGAUGAGCUGAACAUUAACAGUCUGCUCUGGGUGGUCUACAUGGUGAGUGACCAGUUUCCUUAUAUGUUUAAUAUGAUCUGCAUUCAUGUAUAGCUAUACCUGUUUAUUUUGCAAAACCAGAAAAAAAAAUAAGGACAAUGUCACCACUAAGAGUAAUGUGGCACUGUUUUCUCAGAAAGAUAAUAAAAUGAUAUAGAAUUGGUGGUUAUUUGCUUCGGCGACUACAUGAGGUGCAUGAACUACAUAUCCAGUGUUAUGUACCCUUUUCCAUUUUAGUUUUCCAUUUAAUAAAACAUUUCAUUUCAGUAA